AUGAGUUUGACUGAAGGGAUAACACCGGGGCCCUCCCCGCCAUUGCCCGUGGGGCCCCCAGGUGGGGCGGGUAUGGGUGAAGAGGGUACUGAGGGGGCCCCUGGGGGCCCCCCGGGGGCCCCCUCAGGGGCCCCCCGUGACGAAGACACCUGUAGCGAUGCGAGCUCUAUGUCUGCUGACGAGCUGCUGACUCCUGAAGAGCACUUAAAAGCAGCAAUAGAUCUGAAGGAUGAAGGAAAUGGUUUGUUUAAAGGGGGGCAGUAUGAAGAGGCCCUCGCAAAAUAUAAGGCAGGAGUGAAGCAUUUAAAGGGAGCGACGGCUUCAGAGGCCAUUGCGGUGUCUGUACAGCUCAGCAGCAACAGCUGCAUGUGCUGCCUGAAGCUGCAGCGCUGGCAGCAGGCAAUUGCAGCAGCAAACGAAGUUUUAAGCAAAGAACCUCAAAACCCCAAAGCCCUGUACCGGCGUGCCCUCGCUAAGAGCAGCUUGGGGGAACUCAGCGACGCCAAAGACGACCUCAUGGCUGUGCUAGCAGUAGACAAGACAAAUGCAGAGGCGAGGAAGGAGUUUAUGAGGGUCAGGGAGAAGAUCCAAGCAGCAAAAGCAGAAGACAAAAAACUCGGGGUGUUAUCUGUCUCCUUGUCUCUCUCUUGUGGAGAGCCUGAGGAGUCCUUUGACACGUGGCUCGAGAAGAAGACAGAAGCAGAGGAGAAGGAGAGAGAAGAGAAGCAGAAAGGGCAGGCCAAGGUGGACAGUCCUCAGGGCGGUUUGCAGCGACGCAAAAGCAAAGGAGACUCCUCGCGCAGCAGCAGCAGCAGCAGCAGCAGCAGCAGCAGUGUGAUGGAGAUUGAUGAGGAGGAUGCAGCAAUUAUAAAUGAAACAAAGAAGAUGGACGUCAGCCCUUGGGCCCGCACGCGAUUUGCAGAGAGGCUGCAGGAGGCAUCUGCUAACUGCGGCGACGCCACCAAUGCUUCCCCGGAGGCCCUUUUAGAGGUUUGCCGUAAGGCUACAGAGGCCUUCAAGUCUGGUGGACUCAAAGACGACAAAGGAAUGCAGGAACUUCUUAAGGGAUGCUUCACCACUACAAUUGAGACAAAGAGUGUGGGGGACGUCACUGGAGACGCACAUCUGGCGGUUGUUCGCGGCAGCAGAAGAGUCUUCUUCGAUUUGAAGUGCAGCAUACAACUUAACAUUUGCUGCAGCUGCAGCAAGGGGCCCUUGGGGGAGGCAGCAGCAGAAAGCGGCUCUCUAGGGAACUAUGAGUCGCAGGGCACCCUCAACCUGCCCGAUGUAAGCAGCGCAGACGGCAGCGGCAUGUCUUGGUUAGAUGGAAGUUCUCUGUCUUUCACCAAACCCCCGCCCAACCACUUCAAACCCAUGGUUGAUGAGGCUGUGCAGAAGUACAAGGAGUCUCUGGUGGAUAAGAUUCAGGCUUUCCUAGAUGACUGCAAGGCGUUGCCGUGA
This is a messenger RNA of Eimeria acervulina, 1461 nucleotides long. RefSeq names its product Sperm-associated antigen 1, related. Gene Ontology annotation, molecular function: ATPase activator activity; protein-folding chaperone binding. Bases 1 to 1461 code for a protein of 486 amino acids. The transcript is spliced from 12 exons. The record is from RefSeq and is a predicted model, not a curated record. NCBI's taxonomy places the organism in Eukaryota, Apicomplexa, Conoidasida, Eucoccidiorida, Eimeriidae.